AUGGCCGAAAACAAUAACAAUGUUCAUCCUGUGGAAAAGUUUGGCGAUACUGUCAGAUCGGGAGUUGAUCACCCGGGAAAUUUUGCCUAUGCUACGGAUAACAUAAGCAUCCCACCUCACUACAUCAGCUUGGUGAAUGGUGGCAUCUUGUUCCAUGGUCGUGAAGACGAAGAGCCCAUAAGCCACCUCAAUGCAUUCUAUGAGUUGACCAUGAACCACAGACCUGCGAAUGUGCCACAUGAUAAUAUCAAGAGAGCUCUCUUUCCUUUUUCGUUGAGAGACAAAGCACUAGAGUGGUACGACUCACUUCCAGGGUACAAUGUGGCGACCUUUGAAGAUCUGAAAUCCAAGUUUCUUCUGAAAUAUAAUUCACCAAUGAAGACCGAGAGAUUGAGGGAUGCCAUCACAUCUUUUCGGCAGCAAGAUGAUGAAUCUUUUGCUGAAGCAUGGAAAAGGUUUACUGAGAUGUUGAGAAAGUGUCCCAGCCAUGGUCUUGCUCCUGGUCGUGAUCUUGUCAAAUUUUACCAAGGCUUAAACAAUGAAAGCAUGAGAGUUAUAAAUGCAAGUACUAGUGGAGAUCUUGAUAAUAAGACACAUGAGGAAGUGAGAACCUUGUUUCAAAAACUAGCAGAUAAUCAAAGAAACUGGUACAAUCCAAGGAGAGUGGUUGAGAAGAAAGGAAAUACCUUCGGAGCUUCAAUAGAAUCUGAAAGAAUGACUGCAGUUGAGGCACAACUAGCUAAUAUUAGCACCCAAAUGACAUCGGUGGUUAAAAUAGUAUCUUCCAUGCAGUUGAACCCACAACCUCAAAUUUUUCCAAUGGUUAGAUGUGGACUGUGUCAAGGUGGGCAUCACACAGAUCAAUGUCAAAUGAUCCAAUCCCAAGAAACAGUUGAAGAUGUGAAUUACAUAGGCAAUAACCGCCAAGGUUUUAGCCAAGGGGAUCAAUUCAAUAACAAUCAUCAGAACUGGAAGCCUCAACAACAAGGGAAUUGGAACCAAGCUGUGUCAAGUAACAAUGGUGGGAACCAAUGGCGAAACAACUCCCAACCCCCUGGUUUUGAUAAGAAACCUUCACUAGAAGAUCAGAUGGGACAGAUAUUCGCUUUCAUGUCAAAGAGUCAAAAAGAGAAUGAUUUCUUCAAAGAGAAAACAAUUGAGAAGUUUGGACAACUCGAGGCUUCUAUGAGGAAUUUGGAAACACAAAUAGGGCAGCUUGCUACAGCUUCUCAUACAAGAACUCCUGGCACCAUUCCAAGUGAUACAGUGCCCAACCCCAAGGGAAAUGAACAUUGCAAAGCAGUCACCCUGAGAAGCGGAAGAAAUUUGGAUUCAAUGCCUUUAAUGGACGACCAAGGGGCGGACAAGGCAUGUAAUGGAAGUCCCGUGCAGGAUGCCCAACAUGGUCAAGAACAUGCUGCAUCCGGCAGCAAGGAACAAGGUGAUGAAUCUAAGUUAAAUGGAAGACUUACAGCAGGAGAGAAAGACAAAAAGGUCAAUGAGACAGAACCUAAGAAGAGCAAGUCCAGUAUUCCUAACGACAUUCCACCGCCUCCAUAUCCAUUCACGAGAAAGAAGAGAGUGCGGCAAGAAAAGAGUUUUGAGUGGAUGAUGAAUGUGAUUAGAAAAGUGAAUGUAAGCAUCUCAUUAGUGGAUCUUUUCACCAAUUUCCCGAGAUUCUCCAAGUUCUUCAAAGACAUGAUGGCGAACAAGGAGAAACUUCAUGAUGAGGGGAUUGUGGCAUUGAGCACGAAUUGCUCACAACUGAUAUCUGGAAUCAUGCCAACGAAGAUAAGAGAUCCAGGAGGUUGCAUCAUACCAUGUGAAAUUGGUAACACGAUUUUCACAAAGUGUUUAUUGGACCAAGGUUCAGGGAUCUCACUGAAGGCAUUGAAAACUGCUCGUGCCAUUGGUUUGGAGGAAAGAAUGGAGCCAAUUGACAUCGCUCUACAAUUGGCUGAUCACUCCAUAGUGAAGCCCACUGGAAUUGUUGAGGAUGUUUUGGUUAAAAUCGAUAAGUUCAUCAUUCCCGUUGAUUUUAUUGUGCUUGACAUGCCAGAAGAUAAAGAAGUGCCCAUUUUGUUUGGUAGACCAUUUCUAGCAACGGGAGAUGUAUUGCUUGGAGCAAAGGAUAACUCUGUUACAUUCAGAAUUAAUGGUGAGCAACUGACUAUCAAUGUUGAGAAAGCCUAUGUUGGUGGUGAAAGUGGUAAGGAAGCAAGAGAGGCGGUCACACUAGAGAGUCCGAAAGUGUAG
Salvia splendens (bonfire salvia) is the source of this 2256-nucleotide messenger RNA. RefSeq lists its product as uncharacterized. Lineage: Eukaryota; Viridiplantae; Streptophyta; Magnoliopsida; Lamiales; Lamiaceae. The transcript is spliced from 2 exons. The record is from RefSeq and is a predicted model, not a curated record. The coding region runs from base 1 to 2256 and encodes 751 amino acids.